GUGGCUUCCAACCAACACCAACCUCAUCACCAUGGUCCACACCAUCCCCUCCUCGCUCUCUCGCUCAUCCUCUCUUACUCUCACACUCCAUCGAUCCUUUUAUAUCCAUCCAAUCCUUUCCCCCUCUCCAUUCCCUCCACCUCCCCACCGCCGCUCCUCUUCCCCACCACCACCACCACCACCACCACCAAAGAGGUCAAAAGCCUUCCGGGGAUCCGGUCACCAACCCCGGUGAAUCAUCAUGGCUCCUCCGCCGGACACCAGCAAGACCACCAAGCUAGAACGGUAUAACAGCUAUAUCCGGCGAGUUAAUAGUACGAAGCUCCUGGCCGCUUCCACGAACCUGCUGUUCCGAGCCACCCUCCUCACCGCCGUCGUCCUCAUUCUCCUCUUCACCCUCCACUACCCUCCGCUCCUCGCCGGCCACCACCCCUCCGCCGCGUCCGCCCACUCCCACCGCAGCCUCCUCUCGUCCUACUCUUCUUACGGCGGGGCUACCUGGGAGCGCGAGGUCCGGCGCUCCGCCACCCCGCGGCGCCGCGGGGGCCUCUCCGUCCUCGUCACCGGGGCCGCCGGCUUCGUCGGCACGCACUGCUCCCUCGCCCUCAAGAAGCGCGGCGACGGCGUCCUCGGCCUUGACAACUUCAAUUCCUACUACGAUCCCUCCCUCAAACGCUCCCGCCAAAAGCUCCUCUCCCACCAUGGCAUCCUCGUCAUCGACGCUGACAUCAACGACUCCAAGCUCCUCAUCAAACUGUUCGACGUCGUCCCCUUCUCCCACGUCCUCCACCUCGCCGCCCAGGCCGGCGUCCGCUACGCCAUGCGCAACCCCCAGUCCUACGUCGCCUCCAACGUCGCCGGGCUCGUCUCCCUCUUCGAGGUCGCCGCCAAGCACGCCGACCCCCAGCCUGCCAUCGUCUGGGCCUCCUCCUCCUCGGUCUACGGCCUCAACACCGCCGUCCCCUUCUCCGAGCUCCACCGCACCGACCGCCCCGCCUCCCUCUACGCCGCCACCAAGAAAGCCGGCGAGGCCAUCGCCCACACUUACAACCACAUCUACGGCCUCUCCAUCACCGGCCUCCGCUUCUUCACCGUCUACGGCCCCUGGGGCCGCCCCGAUAUGGCCUACUUCUUCUUCACCAAAGCCAUAUUAUCCGGCAAUGCCAUCACCCUCUUCAAGACCCGCGACGGCGUCGACGUCCAGCGCGACUUCACGUACAUCGACGACGUAGUCCAGGGCUGCCUCGGCGCGCUCGACACCGCCGGAAAGAGCACCGGCACUGGCGGCAAGAAGCGCGGCCCCGCGCAGCUCAGGGUCUACAAUCUCGGCAACACGUCACCGGUGCCGGUCGGGAAGAUGGUCGCCAUCUUGGAAGAGUUGCUGGCGAAGAAGGCCAAGAAGAACGUCGUGACGAUGCCGAGGAACGGCGACGUGCCGUACACCCAUGCGAACGUGACCUUGGCGCAGAAGGACUUCAAAUACCGGCCGACGACCGACCUCGCCACCGGCCUCCGGCGGUUCGUCAAAUGGUACGUCGAGUACUACGGAGUGGCGGCGCCCCACGCUCAGGGGAAGGGGAAGAGGGGAAAGGGGAGUGUCGGCGAGAAGGGGAAGGAUGCCAAUACAGGAAGGGUUGCAUCCGCGUAGGAUGCAACGGGUACCAUUGGGCGACACGUGGACUUUGUAACUGUGUAUUAUGAUUAAUUGUUUGCUGCUGUUGCUGUCAGUAUAUAUAUAUGAUGGGUUUUAUACUUUUAUUAGGAUUAAAGAUGAUAAUAAAGUCGAUAAUAAAGAUGGUGAUAAGGGGAUGGACACUGCCUCGAGGGAAAGAAGAACAAGGAAGAGGGGGAGCUGGGAUUGAAGAAGGAUGACAUCUCGGAUCCUCUCUUCUUUUUUUUUUGUUUGAGAAAAGUAUUUUUGCUUAGUUUUUUAACUACUUGUGCAACUUUGUGAAGUGAGUUUGUGAUAAAAAAAAAAAAGGUUUGCUGUGGGAUGUAAAUCCAUACAGUUUUAGAUUCAUAC
This is a messenger RNA of Phoenix dactylifera (date palm), 2023 nucleotides long. RefSeq names its product UDP-glucuronate 4-epimerase 6-like. Lineage: Eukaryota; Viridiplantae; Streptophyta; Magnoliopsida; Arecales; Arecaceae. The record is from RefSeq and is a predicted model, not a curated record.